AUGCUCCCUGAAAUGGGUGAACCUCCUCAGUAUGCCCAGCUAUACAUUUUUGACACAAAUAAUGAGGUUGAAAACAAAUUAUAUUUUUUUAGGGAUAAUAAAAAGCUUGAAAAGGAUAUGGUAACCAGCUUGAAACAGAUGUUGGACGAGAACAAUGUUCAAGCAAAAGCAUUUAGAAUGGAAAGGGAUAUUUUGAAGGAGACUACCUUCCAUGACUUGAAGUUGAAGCUCAUUACAAGUAGGCCAGGUGACGAUCACGUGUAUAACACGCCCACAGUUUCGGAAGUCGUGGCUCAAAUUGUUGGUGAUAUAGACUCUGCUGAACUGAGGGACAUCAUAAUCCAUUAG
Molecule: messenger RNA, 348 nt
Organism: Lathyrus sativus (Indian pea)
Lineage: Eukaryota; Viridiplantae; Streptophyta; Magnoliopsida; Fabales; Fabaceae
Source: the annotation of a GenBank genome assembly